This is a messenger RNA of Helicoverpa armigera (cotton bollworm), 11576 nucleotides long. It is a transcript of the gene Root, whose product is annotated as rootletin. Bases 28 to 9105 code for a protein of 3025 amino acids. The transcript is spliced from 59 exons. Lineage: Eukaryota; Metazoa; Arthropoda; Insecta; Lepidoptera; Noctuidae. The record is from RefSeq and is a predicted model, not a curated record.
GGUUCUGUAAACUAGACUGUGAGAGAUAUGGCUCAUCCAUCUAAAGGUCCUCAUUCAGCGCGAUCACGAGCUCCACUCAACGAGGCUGGAGCAACAUGGUGGGAGUUGUUCGGAGACCUAGACGUGACGUCACAAUACUACGUUCAGAACGAAGCCGCAGACUCACACAAUACUAGUAAGCGUACCGAAGACAACCACUCAUUCAACAACAAUAAUUUUAAAGUACAAAGAGCAUUAACUUCAAAACUCUAUGGAAACUUUAUUGGUAGAACUGUGAAAAAUGUUGAUCCUAAAGGUAAAGUAUUGAAAAAAUGGAGGCAAAAGCAAGCGAUAGCAGGGUACGAGCAAGCUAGGCAAGAACUUAUUACUUCACUGAAAGAAAAAUUCGUUGGUCCACUGCAACACAGCAAUGUGUCCCCUGUGCUGUACGACAAUAAAGGGGAUAAUACCAGAGCAAUACCAACGAUUAUAAUAACUGGAGACAAUGUCGAAGAAACAUCAAAUUCGAAUGUAAAUCGUGACGGUGAGAAUGUGGAGGAAAUUGAUUCCAAUUGUGUGAGGGGUAAAGUUGAAAUUACGAAUGCAGGUGUUGAGGAUGUCAGUCACGCAAGGAGGCUUCAGAUGGGGCCAGGUGGUGAGCUGGCACAGUGGAGGCUUGCUCCUCGUGGCAGUAGGGCGGCGGGCGCGGAGGGCGGACUACGCGGGCUUACGACGACCGACAUGCCGUUGCCGAGCAGGGAAGGUUUGACAACGCCCCGGAGCGCUCGGGCUCCUAUCGGCAGGCGGCCUCCGAGCACUCUUCCUCACCAACGGCUGAAAAAGGAGAAGUCCUUGGACAGUCCUCCGGAGAUGGACUCUCCGGGGGGGAGCGUCAGCAGCGAUCUGCGGAGGCAGAACGAGGAGCUGCGCGCUCGUCUCGCCGGUGAGGCUGCUGACCAUAAGCGGAGACUCGACGCUUAUCGCAGAGCGCAGCAAGGCCAAGCCGCAUUGGUGUCCAGGCUUCAGUCCAAGGUGCUGCAAUACAAGCAACGAUGCUCAGAGCUGGAGAGCCAGAUGUUGGAGACGACUCCACGCAGCGAGCCGUCGGCGUCGUCUACGUUCCGCGCGCCGCCGCCGGUCAAGUCCGGGAUAGCUCUGCCGCCGCCGCCCUCCGCCAGCACCUGUGCGUCUGCUGCCGUGUCGGCUGCCGAUGCCAGGAUCACGGAUCUAGAGACCGCCUUGAGGCGCCUGGAUGAGGAGAAACGCAAGUGUGAGAAACUGGUGCAGCAGAACAACUUGCUCCGAGACCAACUGGAAGAGUCUCACCAACUGAACGAGGCUCUCACCUCAGACUUGCAGAAGCUCACCAAUGACUGGGAGGCUCUGCGGGACGAGAUGGCCAUCAAGGAAGAUGAGUGGAAGGAUGAGGAACAGGCAUUCAAUGACUACUAUUCAAACGAACACCACCGCCUGCUCAGUCUCUGGCGUGAGGUAGUAGCCGUCAAGCGUCACUUUGCUGAACUGCAGACCAACACUGAACGAGACCUGUACCGUGUGAAGAAUGAGUUCGAUUCUAAUGCUAGGGAGUUGGUGGGCAUGCUCAGCGGGUAUUCCAUCAAUGUGUUUGCGGCUCAGAAUAUUAAGCCCGAGUACCAGCCCUUAUCUCACCAGGCUGCCUACCAAACGCCACAAGGUGGUUACCAGGCCUCUCAGUCCGGCUACCAGGCCACCCAACCAGGUUACACCACCUCCCAACCUGGUUACCAAGGCCAAGGCCCUCACGCGACCCAUACUCAUGGUCUCCAAGGAUCCCAAGGUCAUGGAACUACUGGAACAGGCCCGUAUACUGUGGAGGGUAUGCGCGUAGAUCUGCGCGAUAUGACAGCGCAGAGAGACUCUGCUCUCGCAGAGUUGAGAGAACGAGAUGCGAGGAUACAACGUCUGCUCGGAGAACUGCAGGAAUUGGAGGAGCGGUGCGGCUGCGCAGAGGCAGCGUGUGGCUCAGCCAGCGUGAUGCGCGCGGCGCUGGAGGAGGUGGCGCGCGCGCUCAUACACGACUCCGACAGCGACGCGCCGCCCGCGCAUCCCGCGCAUCUACAUCUGCACGACAGGUCCAGCGUGAUGCGCGCGGCGCUGGAGGAGGUGGCGCGCGCGCUCAUACACGACUCCGACAGCGACGCGCCGCCCGCGCAUCCCGCGCAUCUACAUCUGCACGACAGGAGCGAGGCAGCGUGUGGCUCAGCCAGCGUGAUGCGCGCGGCGCUGGAGGAGGUGGCGCGCGCGCUCAUACACGACUCCGACAGCGACGCGCCGCCCGCGCAUCCCGCGCAUCUACAUCUGCACGACAGGAGCGAGGCAGCGUGUGGCUCAGCCAGCGUGAUGCGCGCGGCGCUGGAGGAGGUGGCGCGCGCGCUCAUACACGACUCCGACAGCGACGCGCCGCCCGCGCAUCCCGCGCAUCUACAUCUGCACGACAGGAGCGAGGCAGCGUGUGGCUCAGCCAGCGUGAUGCGCGCGGCGCUGGAGGUGGCGCGCGCGCUCAUACACGACUCCGACAGCGACGCGCCGCCCGCGCAUCCCGCGCAUCUACAUCUGCACGACAGGAGCGAGGCAGCGUGUGGCUCAGCCAGCGUGAUGCGCGCGGCGCUGGAGGAGGUGGCGCGCGCGCUCAUACACGACUCCGACAGCGACGCGCCGCCCGCGCAUCCCGCGCAUCUACAUCUGCACGACAGGAGCGAGGCAGCGUGUGGCUCAGCCAGCGUGAUGCGCGCGGCGCUGGAGGAGGCGCGCGCGCUCAUACACGACUCCGACAGCGACGCGCCGCCCGCGCAUCCCGCGCAUCUACAUCUGCACGACAGGAGCGAGGCAGCGUGUGGCUCAGCCAGCGUGAUGCGCGCGGCGCUGGAGGAGGUGGCGCGCGCGCUCAUACACGACUCCGACAGCGACGCGCCGCCCGCGCAUCCCGCGCAUCUACAUCUGCACGACAGGAGCGAGGCAGCGUGUGGCUCAGCCAGCGUGAUGCGCGCGGCGCUGGAGGAGGUGGCGCGCGCGCUCAUACACGACUCCGACAGCGACGCGCCGCCCGCGCAUCCCGCGCAUCUACAUCUGCACGACAGGAGCGAGGCAGCGUGUGGCUCAGCCAGCGUGAUGCGCGCGGCGCUGGAGGAGGUGGCGCGCGCGCUCAUACACGACUCCGACAGCGACGCGCCGCCCGCGCAUCCCGCGCAUCUACAUCUGCACGACAGGAGCGAGGCAGCGUGUGGCUCAGCCAGCGUGAUGCGCGCGGCGCUGGAGGAGGUGGCGCGCGCGCUCAUACACGACUCCGACAGCGACGCGCCGCCCGCGCAUCCCGCGCAUCUACAUCUGCACGACAGGUCACCAAAACGCAUACCAACCAACGCCAACGCGACGGCAUUCGCAGAGAGCACAAUAUCAGCCGUGCAGGCUGCGCUUCACAAGUAUCAGAUACAAAUACAUGAGUUGCAAGUGAAGCUGCAGAAUUCUCGAGAGCAGUUAGCAACUUGCAGGAAACACGGCGAAGCGGCUGAAAUCAAUGUCGCCUCUUUGGAAAGCAAAGUCCAGGAUCUACAAGGUAAACUAGACCAAGCCAACGCGGAUGUUCACCAAAUGUUGCAAGAGAAGGAGUCGAUGCAGAAGACGGUAGAAGCACUUCGCAGCGACAAGAAUAACUUGGAGAGGAAUAGAGUGGAGAUUAAUGCUAUGGUGGAAUCUCUAACAUCAGACUACGAGAAGCUACAGAAAAUCAACUCUCGUCUAGAGAAGACUAUAGAAGCGUUAGAGAGUGAGAAGAGGAACUUGAAUGAUGAAGUGGAUCAUUUACAUAGAGAGGCUUCUAGCAGGGAGGCAGUGUUGAGGGCCGAAGAAGAACGUUCUUCCCGGCUCCGCUCCGAACUGGUGUCGACUAGAGAGGAGCUCAACAAGACUGCUCUAGCGAGGGACUUGCUCGACCAGCAGAAGAUUGAGGGAGACAGCAUACUGUCGCAAAUGGAGAAACAUAGGAGUGAUCUAGAAAUAGAGCUAGAAAGAACUCUGAUGGAGAGAAGUGACUUACAAGACCUCGUGGAGAAGUUGGAAGCAGCUGUCAGGAAUCUUGAAAGCGACAAGAAGAAACUGCAAGAAGAUGUUAAGCAUUUGGAAGACGAGAAAUCCAACCUGUCGAGUCAAUCAUCAGAACAGCAAGGGGAUCUGAACUCCUUACGCAAAGAGUUGCUCGCAGCUGAACAAACUAGGAUGGAGUUGGAGGCAGACAAGGCGUCUCUGUGUGAGAAGAUCAAGUUCCUUGAAGGAGAAAGAGAUAAAGUGGAGUUGGAGUUGCGGCAGGUUAUGAGGGAACGAGGUGAAUUAAGCUCCCAGCUCACAGCAAUGGUCCGCAAGAAAGAUACACUUAACGAAGAGAUCAUACGUUUGCAACAGCGAUUGGAACAAGCUAAUGAGACUAUUGGCAGAAUUAAUAGAGCUUUAGAAGAUCAUGUUAAAGAUGGGGAAGAGAAACAGAUUCUCAUAGACAGUCUCGAGAAAGACAAACAUCAUUUACAAGAGCAAUUGGCAGGAGUUCGUUCAGAGAAGGACGCGUUAGAAGCAGUCCUGUUCGACACGGCUAACAUGUUGGAAGAUACUGAUAACAAGAGAGCCAAGCUCGAACAUGAGCUGCAAGAGACAUUAGUGCAGCAGGAGAAUUAUAAAGGUCAAAUAGCCCGCCUCACAAAAGACCUGGAGAACAGCGAGCGCAAACUCCGCGACACUCGCAACUCGAUGUCGCAGGCUUCCGGCAAGAAGGAGGCAGAGUACCAGCAGAUAAUAUCUAACAUUAACCGCACUACUACUGAGAAUAUUACCAAGUUAAAGGAGGAGAAGGAACAACUCCGCCAAGCGCUCGAACACAAGCUCAGCCAGACCAUAGCGGCACUAACCAGCGAGAAAGAGUCAUGUGAGGCGGGUGCCCGAGAGAGGGAGAAGAAGUUACUCAUAGCGAGGGACCAGCUCAUACUGCAGCACGAUGAAGCCAUGCUCAGAGCCGAAAAUGAUAAGCAGCAGGCAUUGCUCAUGGCCCACCAAGAACAGCAAGCCCUUCUAGAGCGUCUAGAAGAAGCGAAACGUGCGUUCGACCUCGAACAGAACAAGCUCGAGCGAGUGCGGCGCGACGCGCAUGCGCGAGCCGAACAGGAUCGCACCUAUGUCAACCAGCUGAAGGAUGAGAUCGCCGCGCUUAAGACUAGGCUGGAUGAGGCUAAGGCCACAGCGGAAGACGAAUGCGCCCGCUUCGAGAACCGCAUCAAGGAGCUACACUUAGAAAAGGAGGCGGUUAUGCGUGAAUGUACGGAAAUCCGCGCCCAACUGUCAUUGGCUGAAGACAAGUAUGACAAUGCGUAUGCGCAGUUACAGGAGACUAUGAGGAAGUUGAAGGAAUUGGAGAACGAAUCAGACAGUCUACGCAAGGAACUGACGGACGUUCGCCGUCAGUUAACGAACUGUAUAGCUGAACGCGACAAGUACAACAGCAGCUGUCGCGAGCUGCGCGACCACGUCAAGCGAGCUGAACACGAGCGAAGAGAGGCGGCCAGAGCCAGGGACGAGGCUUAUCAUAAGAUUGCUGGCCUUGAAGAAAACCGCACAUCGCUCGACUUGGAGCUCUCUCGCGUUCAAACCAUGUUGAAGGAGAGUGAGACGGGCGGGGAACAUGUCACCCGAGAGCUGAAGGCCACUGAGAGUCAGCUAAAGAGAGAACGAGCUGCUUUGGAACAAGCUAAUCAUGAUAUCAAGGAGUUGCAGUCCAGACUACAAAACGAGUGCGAAGAACGCGAGCGUUGUGCCGGCGACGCGGCCGCUGCCCGGCGCCAUGGUGCUGAGCUGGAGGCCAUGCUGGGCGCCACCCGCGCCGACCUGGCCGCCUGCAGGCAGCGGGCUGCUGAACUGGAGGAGGCCUGUAGAGCGAGGGACCAGGAGUUAGUCCUCCGGCUAGAAGACUGUCGGUCGAAGGAGCGUCGUUUAGAAGAACUCAAACAUAACCUCGAAGUGUGCCUCGCUGAUGCCACGCAACAGAUACAGGAACUCAAGGCUCGUCUAGGCGGCAGCGAGGGUCGUUGCCGAGCCCUAGAAGCGUCCCUCUCGCAGUGCGAGAGCGGCAAGCGCGAGGCUGAAGCCAAGCUGUCCUCCAUCGCACAUGCGCUGCGCCGCGUGUGUGGCGUGCAGCCUGACGGUACUGUGCACGCCGCCACCAGGAAACGCCUCGCCAGCCCCGCCAGGAGAUACAGCCCACACAGAGGACGCGAUCAUUCCGAGGAUCGCAACGAGAUAAUAGACGUAGAUCCUGAACUGGUUAAGAAAGGCAUGCGUAACUUGAUGCAUGAUGUCUGCCAGAUUGAACGGGAGAAGGAUGAUUUCAAAUCACAAGUAAACAUGUUAAAGAAACAGCUCAAAGAUGCCUGUGAACAGCAAGGCAAGGGUGACAACCAGCUGCAGUCGGUGACCAGCAACCUGCGCAGCUUGCAGGAGGAGAAGGCGAGGCUGCAGACCGCGUACGGACAGAAGGAGGCGCAGCUCAAUGCUCUGGUAAUGUGUACUGUACUGUCACUGUGCAAGUGUGACAACCAGCUGCAGUCGGUGACCAGCAACCUGCGCAGCUUGCAGGAGGAGAAGGCGAGGCUGCAGACCGCGUACGGACAGAAGGAGGCGCAGCUCAAUGCUCUGUCGGUGACCAGCAACCUGCGCAGCUUGCAGGAGGAGAAGGCGAGGCUGCAGACCGCGUACGGACAGAAGGAGGCGCAGCUCAAUGCUCUGUCGGUGACCAGCAACCUGCGCAGCUUGCAGGAGGAGAAGGCGAGGCUGCAGACCGCGUACGGACAGAAGGAGGCGCAGCUCAAUGCUCUGUCGGUGACCAGCAACCUGCGCAGCUUGCAGGAGGAGAAGGCGAGGCUGCAGACCGCGUACGGACAGAAGGAGGCGCAGCUCAAUGCUCUGUCGGUGACCAGCAACCUGCGCAGCUUGCAGGAGGAGAAGGCGAGGCUGCAGACCGCGUACGGACAGAAGAAGGCGCAGCUCAAUGCUCUGUCGGUGACCAGCAACCUGCGCAGCUUGCAGGAGGAGAAGGCGAGGCUGCAGACCGCGUACGGACAGAAGGAGGCGCAGCUCAAUGCUCUGCAGUCGGUGACCAGCAACCUGCGCAGCUUGCAGGAGGAGAAGGCGAGGCUGCAGACCGCGUACGGACAGAAGGAGGCGCAGCUCAAUGCUCUGCAGUCGGUGACCAGCAACCUGCGCAGCUUGCAGGAGGAGAAGGCGAGGCUGCAGACCGCGUACGGACAGAAGGAGGCGCAGCUCAAUGCUCUGUCGGUGACCAGCAACCUGCGCAGCUUGCAGGAGGAGAAGGCGAGGCUGCAGACCGCGUACGGACAGAAGGAGGCGCAGCUCAAUGCUCUGUCGGUGACCAGCAACCUGCGCAGCUUGCAGGAGGAGAAGGCGAGGCUGCAGACCGCGUACGGACAGAAGGAGGCGCAGCUCAAUGCUCUGUGUCACUGUGCAAGUGACAACCAGCUGCAGUCGGUGACCAGCAACCUGCGCAGCUUGCAGGAGGAGAAGGCGAGGCUGCAGACCGCGUACGGACAGAAGGAGGCGCAGCUCAAUGCUCUGAACGAGUCAGUGCAGAGUAAGACAGUGGAGAUCAGCAACUUGCGAGACAAGAUCACCAGUCUUGAAGCUACGUUAGCAUCCGUCACGGAAGAGAAAGUACAGAAUGAGAACAAGGGUGAUAAUCUGCGAGUACAGUUAGCGGAACGUGUACAAGAAGUAGGACAGCUUCGUGAAGCGCUUGCAGCGGCUGAAGGUCGCGCGUCUCGGCUGGACGUGCGGCGCGCGCAGCUGGAGGGCGACGUGCAGCGCGCCGCCGUCGCCGCACGGGACAGGGACCAGGCACUGAAGAAACUACAAGAACGCUGCGAAGGUUACACCCGAACCAUCGCCCAACUAGAAGAUCGGUGUACCUCCCUCAAGGGUACCGUAGAACAACUAUCAACUGCCUUACAAAAGGCAGCCACGGCCGAGUCGGAGCUACGAGCCGACCUCGGUAAAGUCACGAGGCAGUUGAACGAGGCGAAGAAUAAUGAACAUAAUGCUGUUGAUAAGCUUAGGCAGAUACAGAAGAGUGUUUCGAGCUGUGAGAACGAGCGACGUGUACUAACAGAGAAGUUGGAAAGUGCCAAGGCAGCGCUAGGAGAUAUGAAGAGACUCAACUCUUCACUAGAAGACCAAGUGCAUCGACUUACCAACCAGUUGGCCAAUGUAGAAGUGCAAAGGUCAGCCUUCGAAUCCCAACUCCGCAUGACGACAUGGGACGGCAAAGAAAGCAACACAGACAGCGAGCUCGAACGCGAACUUCAUCAGCUACAACGUGACAGAUCUGAACUGAAGUCCAAGUGCGAAGUGCUGCAGGACACAGUGAGGAAGUUGGAGGCAGACCGGCGCAUGCGGCCCGCGCUGCGUAGCAAGAGCCACGACCGAGGGGACAAGACUGUCUACUACUCUGAUUUAGAUUCAGGUCCAGAUUCAACAAAGGACUCAUCAACAACGCGAGGUUAUAAAGACUUGGCCAACAUUCCAUGCAAGGACAAAGGUUUUACCACCGACAUCAGUCUCAUAGAGUUGGAGAACAGAGAGCUCAGGAUGAAGAUACGACGCUUGGAGAAGGAGUUGGCGGAUAAGGAGGCAGAACUAGUAAUGGCUAGAACCCGGUACUUAUCCGAUUUAUCCAGCGUGUCUCCGUCUCGGAGAGGCGACGUGGAACAUUAUAGACAAGCAGCUUUGCAAGCUGAGAGACUGUUGGAGAGCAAGGAGGCCAGCUAUAGGCAGCAGAUUAUGAGGCUUGAGUCACAGGCAUCCCAACUCCGGUCACAGCUAACAGCAGAGAUCCGUCGUCGGCAAGCGUACAUAGCCCGUAGUGGCCGCGCCGCCCGCGACGUGCAGCGCCUGCGCUCAGCUCUCGGUGACUCGCUGCGGACUGUCUCUCAGGACCCAGCGUUAGACUCGUACACGUUGGAGCACGAAGCCAGAAAGCUGGACAGCACGCUCACCCACAGUCUUCCGCCGCUGAACGACAGCUACGACUCGUCCAAAUAAACACCGGCACCGCAGCAAGCCGAUAUUUACCAAUAAUGAGCUGCCAACUCGAGCAUUGUGUAAAAAACACACACAAUAGGAAUACAGAUGGUGUAAUUUAUAACCAGCCGUGUAGUUUCAAGUUUCUAUUAUAGGAAAACUGGCUGCGUGUAAAAUUAGCAGAUAAAAUCGAUACAAUAGGUGACACCGAUGUUAUUCCUAUCCUCUAGUGUUUAUCACCAGUUUUUCGACUUCCAGCGAUGUCUAUUUUUAGUGUUGCUCGAAAAUUCCUAAAUGUAAAUUGGACAAACUCGACAGUACAAAUAUGGCAUGGACUGCGGACUCGCGAAGGCGAGUAUUUAUGAAGAGAACAAAAAAAUAUUUUGUAACCUUCGAGUCAAAAAGUGGCCUCAUUUAUGAUGGACCCAAAAACUUGAAAGUUGUUACGACAUCGUUAAUCAGUAAAAGUAUUGCUGAAUGCCAUUGUAGUUAUCGGUAAACGUGUGACGUCAUCACUGCCUGUCUCAUAUCGGACGCAUGUUUACUAAUUUCAUUUGUUCGGCAUGUGAGUUUUAUUCGAGUUAACAACACCACAUGUCACUAGUUUGGGAUGAAUCUAUUUGGAAUAUUGGAUGCUUCUGUACGUUGUACGAAACGAAGAUUCUUCUCAGUAGGGGUAAUGCACUAAAAAUUCACGAAUAAUGUAGACAGUGUGCAUUUGUCAUUUAGCAAUGAUUUGUUUGAUAACACGCAUGAGUCAAAGCGUCUUGAACGAUGAUUCACGCCGAGGUCAGUUCAAAGACCGGAAAUAUGGAGGAAGCUAUUUUUUUUAACUCAAAUGACUCAGUAAUAAUCUAGUUUAUCAGUGAUGGUGUGUACUUUCGAGAUUUCUAGUCAUAUUUCUUAAUUUACAAUGUCUUACUUUCCUAUAAAAAUUAUUAACAACGAUAAAGUUUUUGUGUUCUAAACUCAAUUUGCUGUAUAUUUUUAUACUUUAUUUAUUUCAUUAGAACUUCGCAAAAACAUCGAUCCUUAAAGGAAAAAUUAAAAAAUAUUGUAUAAAUACUUAUAUCAUGCCGAAUUAUUCAAAAUUCUAAGCUUUAGUUUAUGUGAUGUCGUCUAGUCAUUUAUUUUAACUACCUAAAAUCUAAAUCUAUUAUUUAAUUAUUGUCAUUGAACGCUCUUCGUGCAUCCAGAGUUAAUAAAACGUAGUUAUUUGCAUGUUUGUGCCGAUUACAUUAUUGUUUUGGAUUAGCGGGAUACGUCAUACUUAUAAAUAAUUACAUGUGUUCAUAAAAACAUAAUUAUUAUAAUGUGAAGAUUUCUUAGUUUAAUAUAUUCUAUUGUGUGAUUAUUUAUGCAAAUUUUUAUAAUAAAAAUAUAAGAAUAAUAGUCACUUAGACUAGUCAUAAUAGUAUUAACUUAUUAAUUAAGAGUAAUGGUAAAAAAUCCGUCCAGGACUAUGCUUUACCGUGUGUCAGAAUGUGUGGACACCUAGGUACCUAUUUAUCACGUUUUCCGCCUCAACGACUUAUGAAUAUUGUUUUAAAAUCAACUACGUAGUAAUAACAAUAUUUAUUUCAUUAUACUAUAUACGUAUAUUAACAGAGGAAAAUAUUGUGGAUUUCCCGAAAAUCACACGUAAACAAUUCAAUUAUAACUAUGAGGGAACCAUUGUAUUAUAACAUGUUUUUAUAUAAAACACAGUAUAAAAUACGUGCAAGUUUCACUUCACGCUUUAUCGUAAAGGGGCGAAGCUGUUGAGCUGCCACUAUUAUUUGUUAAAACAUGAAUAAAAGCGGAUAACAUUUAUCAAAGUAAUUUUAUGAGUAUUUAUCACAAAGCAAAUUGUCCUGAUAAGUGUGCACUAGUAUUGGGUUAUUAUUACAUUAGUUAGUGAAAAGGGCAGUAACAAUAGUGCUCGCUAACAUUUGACCCCACUGCACCUCGCUAGAUAAGCGCCGGGGCCCGGGCGCCUUGAUAAAAAUGGUUCAACACCAUUUCAUUCCACUAUCUAUUUUGCCGGCUAUCGGCACGACACUGUAGACAACCCUAUUGUAUGUAGAUUCACGUUCCCACAUGCUUAUUACUUCCAAUUAACGACUUUGCAGUAUUUAGUGUUAAGAUAUAAUUUUGUAUGUCACACGCGCCCCAUAGUGGGCUCGAUCUAUGUAUGAGACCUUGUUACACAUCAUGGGGUGUGCCAACAGAAAACUAACGCAACUGUAAUCCAACACUUGUUUUGCAUCAUAGAUUAGAUUGCUUAGUUAUCGAGUUCAUAAUAGAUAUUAAGUUAGGCGUAUUGAGUUCAUUUCCACUGGACUGUGUCAAUUCUUAUGUUACUAGAAUAUCGACAUACGCCCGCCACGUCACACUGCCAUACAUAAUGUUUUAUCAUGAUUUAAUGUACUGUUCAGUUAGUCCCUAUAGAAUUAAGUAUAGACACGUUUAUGUAACUUUUGUACACUCAUCAAGUCAAUAAAUAGUUGUAG